GCCCCUCCACGCGGAGUCCGAGCGCGUGUGCCGAGACCCGAGGGUCGGGAGGGCGGAGACUGGGAGGGAGGGAGAAGCCCCUUUGGCCUGCCUUACGGAAGCCUGCGAGGGAGGGUGGUGUCCACUGCCCAGUUCCGUGUCCCGAUGCCCAGCGCCAGCGCCAGCCGCAAGAGUCAGGAGAAGCCGCGGGAGAUCAUGGACGCGGCGGAAGAUUAUGCUAAAGAGAGAUAUGGAAUAUCUUCAAUGAUACAAUCACAAGAAAAACCAGAUCGAGAUUUGGUUCGGGUUAGAGACUUGACAAUACAAAAAGCUGAUGAAGUUGUUUGGGUACGUGCAAGAGUUCAUACAAGCAGAGCUAAAGGGAAACAGUGCUUCUUAGUCCUACGUCAGCAGCAGUUUAAUGUCCAGGCUCUUGUGGCGGUGGGAGACCAUGCAAGCAAGCAGAUGGUUAAAUUUGCUGCCAACAUCAACAAAGAGAGCAUUGUGGAUAUAGAAGGUGUUGUGAGAAAAGUGAAUCAGAAAAUUGGAAGCUGUACACAGCAAGAUGUUGAGUUACAUGUUCAAAAGAUUUAUGUGAUCAGUUUGGCUGAACCCCGUCUGCCCCUGCAGCUGGAUGAUGCUGUUCGGCCUGAGGCAGAAGGAGAAGAGGAAGGAAGAGCUACUGUUAACCAGGAUACAAGAUUAGACAACAGAGUCAUUGAUCUUAGGACAUCAACUAGUCAGGCAGUCUUCCGUCUCCAGUCUGGCAUCUGCCAUCUCUUCCGAGAAACUUUAAUUAACAAAGGUUUUGUGGAAAUCCAAACUCCUAAAAUUAUUUCAGCUGCCAGUGAAGGAGGAGCCAAUGUUUUUACUGUGUCAUAUUUUAAAAAUAAUGCAUACCUGGCUCAGUCCCCACAGCUAUAUAAGCAAAUGUGCAUUUGUGCUGAUUUUGAGAAGGUUUUCUCUAUUGGACCAGUAUUCAGAGCGGAAGACUCUAAUACCCAUAGACAUCUAACUGAGUUUGUUGGUUUGGACAUUGAAAUGGCUUUUAAUUACCAUUACCACGAAGUUAUGGAAGAAAUUGCUGACACCAUGGUACAAAUAUUCAAAGGACUUCAAGAAAGGUUUCAGACUGAAAUUCAAACAGUGAAUAAACAGUUCCCAUGUGAGCCAUUCAAAUUUUUGGAGCCAACUCUAAGACUAGAAUAUUGUGAAGCAUUGGCUAUGCUUAGGGAAGCUGGAGUCGAAAUGGGAGAUGAAGACGAUCUGAGCACACCAAAUGAAAAGCUGUUGGGUCAUUUGGUAAAGGAAAAGUAUGAUACAGAUUUUUAUAUUCUUGAUAAAUAUCCAUUGGCUGUAAGACCUUUCUAUACCAUGCCUGACCCAAGAAAUCCCAAACAGUCCAACUCUUACGAUAUGUUCAUGAGAGGAGAAGAAAUAUUGUCAGGAGCUCAAAGAAUACAUGAUCCUCAACUGCUAACAGAGAGAGCUUUACAUCAUGGAAUUGAUUUGGAGAAAAUUAAGGCUUACAUUGAUUCCUUCCGCUUUGGAGCCCCUCCUCAUGCUGGUGGAGGCAUUGGAUUGGAACGAGUUACUAUGCUGUUUCUGGGAUUGCAUAAUGUUCGUCAGACCUCCAUGUUCCCUCGUGAUCCCAAACGACUCACUCCUUAAAUUCACACUUUGCCACUUAACUCCAGUGUGGAUGACAGAGCGAGACCCUGCCUCAAAAAAAAAAAAAAAAAAAAAAAGAAAGCCACACUUACUCUUUUCAGUAACCUGCUAGUGCACAGGCUGUAUUUUAGGUACUUAAAAUAUGCACUAGAAUAAAUUUGCAAGGCCCUAAAAUAUCACUGUUAUUUUUGGAGUAAUUCAGUAUAGGUUCGUUUAAAAGAGAUUUUUAUAACUUCAGACAUGCAUCAGUAGGAAAUACUUGAGAAAUUCAUAUGGUUAUGUUACAAAUUCAUAUUCUGUUACUACAGUAAACGUUAAGAGUUUUAAACAGUUAAGAUUGUACAAUUUUUUUUCUUUUCUAUAUUACAAGGGCCCCAGUGUUAAUGUCUUAGAUUUUCAGUAUUUGAACUUAUUUUUUUAAAUUCUGUCAUUGAGAUAAGAAUAAUUCAGGUAGCAUCUGAAAUUUUAAUGAAUGUAUAAUUGGCAUAUCAUGGAAAAUUAACCAGAAAGUAUCAGUUCUUAAAAGUUAUGCCUAGAAAUUAUGUAAAGCUAAACUACUGGUUAGAAAGUAUUCAGUGUAAUAUUGUAUUAAUUUGUUAAAUUCUAAACUUGAAUUUCAAUAAAAUUUUAAAGCUAA
Molecule: messenger RNA, 2287 nt
Organism: Pan troglodytes (chimpanzee)
Lineage: Eukaryota; Metazoa; Chordata; Mammalia; Primates; Hominidae
Gene: DARS1
Product: aspartyl-tRNA synthetase 1
Exons: 16
Coding region: 145-1650 (501 amino acids)
Biological process (GO): aspartyl-tRNA aminoacylation
Cellular component (GO): aminoacyl-tRNA synthetase multienzyme complex; cytosol; cytoplasm
Molecular function (GO): RNA binding; ATP binding; aspartate-tRNA ligase activity
Source: RefSeq, a predicted model, not a curated record